CGUCGGUUUAGAUUGAUGAAUAAUAUCAAAACUUUCAACAACGGAUCUCUUGGUUCUGGCAUCGAUGAAGAACGCAGCGAAAUGCGAUAAGUAAUGUGAAUUGCAGAAUUCAGUGAAUCAUCGAGUUUUUGAACGCACAUUGCGCCCCCUGGUAUUCCGGGGGGCACGCCCGUUCGAGCGUCAUUACAACAAUCAAGCCCGGCUUGGUGUUGGGGCACGGGGGCGACCCGGCCCUUAAUGUCUUCCGGCAGGAACGUCCUGAUCGCAGCGUCGUGGCACACAUUUUCGCUGGUGAGAUGGGCGGCCCGCGCCGUUAAACCCCAUCAAAGGUUGACCUCGGAUCGGGUGAGGAUACCCGCUGAACUUAAGCAUAUCAAUAAGCGGAGGAAAAGAAACCAACAGGGAUUGCCCUAGUAACGGCGAGUGAAGCGGCAAAAGCUCAAAUUUGAAAUCUGGCAACCGCCCGAAUUGUAAUUUGUAGAGGAUGCUUCUGGGCAGCGGCCGGUCUAAGUUUCUUGGAACAGAACGUCAUAGAGGGUGAGAAUCCCGUAUGUGACUGGC
This is a messenger RNA of Rubroshorea leprosula, 561 nucleotides long. NCBI's taxonomy places the organism in Eukaryota, Viridiplantae, Streptophyta, Magnoliopsida, Malvales, Dipterocarpaceae. The record is from the annotation of a GenBank genome assembly.